AUGCGACGGCUCCAGCGCACCCGGCGCGGUCCGAGCGUCAGCGACCUCGACGUCGACGUGCCGCUGACGUGGUCCAAGGUGCUUCUGGCGCUCGCGUCUUACUGUCUCUUCUUCACGGACAUUCCACGGAGCGGGUACGGCUUCAGAGACCUCCCGUACUUUGCGACGACCGAGACUCAGUUUGCCAACUUUGGCCCGUACGCGUACCCGAUCAUCGCCAUCGAGCGCCACGUCAACGGUUCGGUCCAGAGCUCGAGUCCAUUCGCCACCGUCUGGAGCUACAAGUUUGACACGUGCUCGGUCGGUCUCCGCACGGUCGUCGCGUCCCUCGACGUUGCUGGCUGGCACGAGUGCUUGGCAUACGCGCGUCCUUGCGCCAGCUCGAACGUGCGCCCGGAGGACUUGUUUGGGAUGCUCGACAAUGUUGUCACGGCGGUGCACGCCCACGGCAGCUGCUCGUGGCGGGUCAGCUACUACUUUGUCGAUAUCAUCAACGACCUCUUUGCGUUUGGGGGCAUCAAGGAGCGCGACUGGCGGCGCGUGCAGACGCAGUACGUGACGUCGUCGACCACGGACCUCUGCGAUCCGCGGCGAGAUCAACUGGCGUUCUUUUGCGAGCAGCCGUGGACCGACUUUGGUACCUUUGGUGGCGUCGCCGUCCGCCUCAUGCCGGCAAUCCAAGCGCAACUCCAAGCCGCCGAGCGCCGCGCCGACCGUACGACGCAGCAUGUCGACAUGGCGCUCAUCGUUGGAAGCGACGACCUGCGUCCGUGGGCCGGCGGCUUUGCGAAAAGCUACCUCAGCGCGUUCGAUGUCGUGACCCUUCUCCGGAUUCAAAAUUGCUCGAAUGUCGCGCGAAGAAUCAACUGCUCCACCGUGUACGUGUCCGACUACCGGUACGAAGGCGGUCUCGGGCGCACGAAUACCCGCGCGUACUACCGCCUCACCGCUUGCUUGCGCACGUUUGGCCAGCUCUACAACAUUGGCCGGACACUGGCGCUCGUCUAUGGGUGCUACGUCGCACGGCGCCACGAGCUCAAGUACCGAAACGCGCCCUUCCUCCAAGCACUGUACGCAGCACUGACCAUGUGGCUUCGCAUUCCGGCCCAAGUGGUCAUCUACGGCAGCUGGUUGCCCGUGCUCGUGUUUACACUAGCGCAUGCGAUCGACGCGCCGUUCUUGUACUUGGCCAUCUACAUGCAACUCGGUACGCUCAACGGGACCUUCUCCUUUGGUGAGCGCAAGGUGUACGACUUGAUUCUGCUGCUCACGUGCCACAUGCGCAACGUCUGGGUGCUCAGCCUUGGCGUCAAGGCGAUCCUCGUUCUCCAUCGUAGUGACCGCCACCGCCAAGCGCUGUACGGCUUCCGCGGCUACCUCCUUCCGCUCAUCUCAUUUCUCUCAAUGGUCUUUGAAAUUCGCCUCAUUGCGCUUCGUGAUACGAGCCUCAUUGACGUCCGCCGCGUCGUUGCUAGUCACGAGAUGGCGCUCAUAAGGGAGCUCCAUGCGCUGCCGACCAACUACCGGUUCUGGGGCGUUUGCUCGGACGUCAAGAACCUCUUGCUCUCGUGGCUCUUAAUUUAUGGCUGCGUCCGGCUAUUGACGCGCUACGAGGUCGCGUACGCAACGACCAUGCCGUACACGCUGCUGCGGUUCUGCCACCGGAGUAUGUUUACGACGGCGUGGCAUGCGUCGGCGCGCGAGACGUCCAUGUAUCUGAGCAAAGUCCACGCGCAAAUCCAGCUCCACCCCGGCCGGCGGUCGCUCUACAAGCUCAUGCACAUCACGUGGAUGACCGACCCGUUGCAGUACGCGACGCUGCUGUGGACGCGCCCGAUCGUCUGCGUCUACCGCAUGCGCAUCACGGGCGCCGUGCUGCACCAUGCGCUCACGCCCCACGAGCUGCUCCAGCUCGACGCGUCCUUGCGCGAGCGCGUCGAGUGGGCAGGCGACGUCUACCUUCUGGACUUGCCGUGGCACGAGCGCAUCCGCUGCUAUUAG
Saprolegnia diclina VS20 is the source of this 2001-nucleotide messenger RNA. RefSeq lists its product as hypothetical. Lineage: Eukaryota; Oomycota; Saprolegniomycetes; Saprolegniales; Saprolegniaceae. The transcript has 4 exons. The coding region runs from base 1 to 2001 and encodes 666 amino acids. The record is from RefSeq and is a predicted model, not a curated record.